Molecule: messenger RNA, 2799 nt
Organism: Plasmodium relictum
Lineage: Eukaryota; Apicomplexa; Aconoidasida; Haemosporida; Plasmodiidae
Product: eukaryotic translation initiation factor 3 subunit 8, putative
Exons: 3
Coding region: 1-2799 (932 amino acids)
Biological process (GO): translational initiation
Cellular component (GO): eukaryotic translation initiation factor 3 complex
Molecular function (GO): translation initiation factor activity; RNA binding; translation initiation factor binding
Source: RefSeq, a predicted model, not a curated record
AUGCAAUCAAAAUUUUGGGCAAAAGCCGUAGAUGAAGAAAGUGGGGAUAAUAUAACUGAAUCAUCUGAAAAUGAAAUUGAUAAUAAGAAGCCUCUUGUAUCAGCACAGGCAGAAAGAUGGGCAGCUAUAGAUAGCAGUAGCUCAGAAGAAGAAGAAAGAGUUAUAAAAAGUUAUGAAGGAAAAAGAUUAGAUUUUUAUGAAAAUAUAGGGAAUAGUCUAAAUGAAAAUAUGAACAAUAAUGAAUUUAACCAACUCCUAAAAGAUUACGAAAAUUUGUAUAAAUUUAUGAUUAAAGAAAGUUCUGAAAAUAUUCCAAAAUUUGCAAUAGUUUACUUAGAUAAACUAUCUAAAUAUGUAGAAAAAACUUUUCAAAAUAAUGUAGAAAAGAAGAAUUUAAGUAAAAAUAAAGCGCAAACACUAAAUAAAUUAAGAGCAAAAAUUCGAAAAUGUAGUGAAUUUUAUCAAGAUAGACUAAAUGCUUAUAAUGAAAAUCCAGAUGACUUUAAAGAUGAUUUAGAAGAAAAUGAAGAAGAUGAAGAUGAAGAUGAAGAAGAGGAAGAGGAAGAAGAGGUGGAAGAAAAAAAAAAAAAAAAAGUGGAAAAAUCUAAAAAAGAUUCAGAUAAAAAUGUUGAAGAAGAAGAUAAUAGUGAUGAAUGGUCAUAUAGUGAUGAAGAAGAAUAUGCAUCGAAUGAAGAAGAGGAUAAAACAAAAAGUGCUAUCAGUAAAUGGGGAUUAAAAACUAGUGAAAAAGUAGAAAAAAAAAAAACAACAAAAGUGAAAAAGUUAAAAAAAGAGAUUACUAAAAAAGAAGAAAAAAUAGCACAUAUUGAUGAAAGCCAAUCUUCUAAAAAUAAAGGAUAUUUCGAUUUAUUAAAUACCAAGAAUUUGACAGAAGAUGCCAUAAGAAAAAGAGUAAAAUUAGUAAUUGAAAAGAGAGGAAGAAAGGGAUUAGAUAAACAUGAACACAUUAACAUCUUAUCGAAGUUAUGUGAAAUAGCAAAAUCAAUAAGUACUCAAUCUUAUAUUGAAGUAUUAGAGCAUUUAAUUAACUUAGAGUUUGAUGUUGUCUCAAGUGUUUAUACAUACAUGUCAUUUAAUAUUUGGAAUAAGGCUUUUAAAUAUAUUGAGCUUAUAUUGGAUUUGUUAAUUCAAAAUGACAAUUUUUAUUUAGUAUCCAUUAAUCUUGCAGAAGAAAUUACAGAAGAAAGUACUAAUGAAAAAGAGAAAAUCGUAAAAUCUUGUAAAACACUUAUUUCUUUUUUAGCCAAAUUAGAUGAUGAAUUAUUAAAAGCUUUAUUAUAUAUAGAUGUUCAAACAGAAGAAUAUAGAAAAAGGUUGGGAAAAACUAUUCAUGUAAUUGGUUUGUUGUAUAAAGGCUAUAACUAUGUGAAAUAUACCAAAAAAAUGCCUGAACUAGCAAUAUAUAUUUCAGCUAGAAUUUUGGAACAUAUGUAUUACAAGUCAGAAACUAUUUUUAAACAAAUAUGGAAUUUUGUAAUUUAUGGAAAAGAAUGCUUAGAGUCAUUAAAUAAUAAUAAAAACAAUAAUAAUUUAAAUAAAGAAAAUAAUACCAAAGAAAAAUCAAAAGAAAAAAUAAGUGAAGGAAAUGAUGUUAUGACGCAAAUAGAAAUAUGCCCAAAAAAAAUAGUCGAAAAUUAUGUUUAUGAAAUAUUCGAAUAUGGUACAAAGCAGCAAAAAAUAAGGGCAUUACUGCAGUUAUCUUAUAAUAAAAGUUUAUAUGAUGAUUUUUUGGAAGCUAAAGAAUUAUUGAAUGUUGCUAAUGUACACGAAUUGGCACUUAAUUCAGAUAUACAAACACAAAUAUUAUAUAACAGAAAUUUAAUCCAAUUAGGGUUAUGUGCAUUUAGACAUGGAAGAAUUUAUGAAGCUCAUUGUUGUUUAGUAGAAAUAUGUUCUCAAAAUAAGCAUAAAGAAUUAAUUGCUCAAGGAAUAUCAAAUUUAAAAAAUCAAGAGAAAACUUUAGAGCAAGAAAGGGCAGAAAAAAGGAGGUUACUUUCUUUCCAUAUGCAUAUAUCAAUUGAAUUAAUUGAAUGUGUUAAUAAUAUAUGUGCUAUGUUAUUGGAAGUUCCAAAUCUAGCGAAAAAUUCUUAUGAAUCAAAAAAAGAUAUUAUAUCAAGACAAUUUAGACGAUUUCUUGACAUGUAUGACAAACAAAUUUUUAAUAGUCCACCAGAAAAUAAUAAGGAAAUUAUCAUAUUAGCAACAAAAUAUUUACAAAAAGGAAAUUGGAAAUUAUGUUGUGAAAAAAUUUUCAGUUUGUCAAUUUGGUCUAAAUUUACUGAUAAGGAAAAAGUACAGAAUAUAUUGAAAGAAAAAAUUAAGCAAGAAGCUAUGAGAACUUAUAUUUUUCGUUAUAUAUCUAUAUAUGAUUCGUUCUCGAUAGAACAGUUAUGUCUUAUGUUUGAUUUAAAUCAAAAUACUGUUCAUUCCAUUUUAAGUAAAAUGAUGAUAAAUCAAGAAAUACCUGCAUGUUGGAAUGAAAGUAGUCAAUUUAUUCUUAUUAACAAAAUUAAUCCCACAACUCUUCAGUCAAUGGCUCUUAAAUUAGCGGAAAAUGUCAAUGAUGUAAUGGAACAAAAUGAAUUAGCUUUAAAUAUGAAAAACCCAAAAUUUAUGUUUAUGCAAGAAAGAAGAACACAAAUGAAAGAUGAAAAAUCUAAUUGGGCCCAAAAAAAAGGGGACACAAAAUAUGUAAAAAAUUAUAAUCAACAAAAAAAUGCACAUUAUAAAAAAAAUUAUAAAGAUAAAAAUAUGAAUAAAAAUUACAUACAAAAUUAA